AAGGCUAUCAACUUUUACUUACCGUCGACUGCGGUCUGCUGGCUGGCAACUUAUAAGUUAUGAUGGCAAAGUGUUUUGAAUUGUGCGUAACCUUGACCUUUCUCCACCGGCAGGUCUCAGGCUUUCGGACUACCAAGAGCCAAGUACGCAUUCAUUCGACGAUUACAUUUGGUGGUUCAUCCCAUAAUUUCUAGAAAUGUUGACAUUCAGCGUCCUCGCUCUUGCCAUGAUCCUAGGAUAUGUUGACGCAUUACCCGCUGAGAGGCGUGCUGGCACGAGCUGUGACCUAGCCGGUGCCAGACUCCAUGUGCCUGCUAAUCAAACGCAGCUCGUUGCGCCCACAUACGCACCGAGCUUCAUCGGUAUGAGUAUCGGAACUCAAAACUACAGUUGUAAUGCCACCACAUCCACGUACACACUUAUCGGGGCUCUCGCAGAAAUAUUUGAUAGCUCAUGCUUAUAUGGCACUCCUGCUUUCAAAAGUGCUCCAACUGUGGCUUAUGAUAAGUGGACUGCUACUACCAAUUUAACUGUCCAGGAAAUUAUCGCCACACUACGACUCACGUCCGAUCCUUCCGUGCUCGGACAGCACUAUUAUGUUCCUAACCCUGUGGGAUCCGGUUUGUCUCCAAAGUGGGACUUCACAUCAUCUGGGGUGACAGCUGGAGAUCCCAAUGCCUAUGUCAUUGGUGCUAAGAUUGGUGACCUGCCCAGCUCGGACCCGAACGAUAUUGAUGACUUAAUGGUCAAAGCUGUCGAGGGAGAUUUAGCUAGUGAGGUUUUCAGGGUUCAGACCAACGGAGGUCAGCCGCCCACAAAGUGUGAAGCUGGAAGCUGGAAUAUCACUGUUAAAUACACUGCUCAAUAUUGGUUCUUCUAAUGAAAAAAUUUUGAACACAGCCUUGAGUCAUUCCAUUGUCGAUAGAACCCCGUUAGUACUGCCAUUUCAUGCAAUCAACCCUUUCGCGUCCUCUCAAAAGCCGU
Messenger RNA from Suillus bovinus, 984 nucleotides. RefSeq lists its product as uncharacterized. The coding region runs from base 197 to 880 and encodes 227 amino acids. Lineage: Eukaryota; Fungi; Basidiomycota; Agaricomycetes; Boletales; Suillaceae. The transcript is spliced from 3 exons. The record is from RefSeq and is a predicted model, not a curated record.